Molecule: messenger RNA, 1457 nt
Organism: Erigeron canadensis
Lineage: Eukaryota; Viridiplantae; Streptophyta; Magnoliopsida; Asterales; Asteraceae
Product: beta-amyrin 28-monooxygenase-like
Exons: 4
Coding region: 5-1444 (479 amino acids)
Biological process (GO): sterol metabolic process
Molecular function (GO): iron ion binding; heme binding; oxidoreductase activity, acting on paired donors, with incorporation or reduction of molecular oxygen
Source: RefSeq, a predicted model, not a curated record
UAUCAUGAUUCAAAUACUAACUACCAUUCUCCUUUUCAUCUUCUCAUAUGUUUUUUAUGUUGUUUACAAGAAUUCCAAUUUCUCAACAAGUAAACUCAAUCUUCCACCAGGAAGCUAUGGAUGGCCUUUUUUCGGAGAAUCUCUUGCACUACUUCAAGCAGGCAGGGAUGGAGUUCCAGAGAGAUUUGUUCAAGAACGUAUCAAGAAACACGGAAGUCCUUUAGUGUUUAAAACGUCUAUACUUGGCGACCGUAUGGCUGUGUUUUGUGGUCCUGCAGGUAACAAGUUUUUAUUUGGGAACGAAAACAAGCUGGUCGGAGCUUGGUGGCCGAUUUCAGUGAGGAAGAUUUUUGGUAAAUGUCUACUUACAACUCGUGGUAACGAAGCUAAGUGGAUGAGAAAGAUGUUGCUGUCGUAUUUAGGUCCUGAUGCAUUCGCUAGUCAUUAUGCUGCUACUAUGGAUGUUGUCACACGUAGCCAUAUCGAAAAUCACUGGAGAGGCAAGGAAGAGGUGAACGUAUACAAAACCAUUAGGUUAUACGCAUUUGAGCUGGUUUGUCGAUUAUUUCUUAGUCUCGAGGAGCUAAACCACAUUGCAAAACUCGGUUCCUUGUUCGACGUCUUCUUAAAUGGGGUCAUUGAGCUACCUAUAGAUUUCCCGGGCACAAGAUUUAAUAGAUCAAAAAAAGCAGCAGCGGCUAUUAGGACCGAACUUAUGAUACUUAUCAAAGCAAGAAGAGUAGCACUAGAAGAAGGAAAGGCAUCAUCUUCACAAGACCUCCUCUCACAUUUGCUUACUUCUUCGGACGAGUGUGGCAGGUAUUUAACCGAGUGGGAGAUUGCAAACAACAUCUUGCUACUGCUCUUUGCCGGUCAUGAUACCUCUACUUGUUCUAUCACGUUGAUCAUGAAGAGACUUGGAGAACACCCUAAUGUUUAUGAUAAGGUGUUGAAUGAGCAAUUGGAGAUCUGUAAGACAAAAGAAGCAGGGGAAACGCUUAAAUGGGAAGACAUUCAAAAAAUGAAAUAUACUUGGAAUGUUGUAUCUGAAGUCAUGAGAUUAACUACACCAGUUAUGGGAUCCUUCAGGGAGGCCCUGGUAGAUUUCGAGUAUGCAGGCUAUACUAUACCCAAGGGAUGGAAGUUAUAUUGGAGUAUUGCAUCGACUCAUAGAGAUGAAGGUAACUUUGUUGAUAUGGAAAAAUUUGAUCCAUCGAGGUUUGAAGGGGCAGGACCGACUCCAUAUACAUAUGUACCAUUCGGAGGUGGCCCUAGGAUGUGUUUGGGGAAAGAGUUUUCACGAGUAGAAGUACUUGUAUUCAUUCACAACAUCGUCACCAAUUUUAAAUGGGACUUGUUGAUACCCGAUGAGAAAAUCGUAUAUGAUCCAAUGGCUAUUCCAGAAAAAGGGCUUCCAGUUCGUCUCCAUUCUCGUCAUGUUUAAUGAGUACAAUCGA